AUGGAAGAGUGUGAGAAUCGACCCAAGGCUGAGAAGUAUUUUCCACAAGGAAAUGCCACUCUUAUAGGUGCACAAGCAAAAAUGCAAUUUUUAAGGGAAAAUGCAGGAAUUGCCGUUGGAAUUCCUUUGAGACAUCAAAUAUACACAACUUUGCAGUCAGCUGAUCAGGGUGGCCUCACCGUUCAAGAAGUAUCUAUUUUCCCCCAUGGUUAGCGAGCAAAACAAUUAGAAAAACUCUAUUUGUAGAAAACCCCUUCGUUAAGGAGUAAAAAAUUUUUAAUAUAAAAUUUUAAAAAAAUCUUGGCUAAUGAGCAAAAAUUUUGCUUGCUAACCACUAACUAACUAAAUUAAAUUAUGGCCAUAAGACCUUCAAGUCUGGCUUUUCCUCACAAUUCUUCAAGUUCGUCAAUGUCACACUGCUGCAUCUCCUCAUGUAUUUCAGUCAUGAAAUUUGCUAACCAAGAGAAGUAAGAAACUCUGCCUUAACACAAAAACCUGCGCAAAAGUGCUUGACGAAAUGGUUAGCAAGCACGAAGACAUAAAGGCGACAGCCCACCGAUACGGAAGAGUCUUUGUCCACAAAUAUCAUAUCUACCACAAGGAAGAACAGACACAAGAAGCUCUUAAUCCCUCAAUUUAAUAAAGAAAACACUUUUGAUAAAUUUAAAUUAUUUUUCCAUCCUAUCUUUAAAAUUUUUUUAUAUAUAACUAUAGGGGCAAAAAAGUUUUUAAUAUAUUAGCACUAAAAGAUACUGUGGAGCACUGCAACCACAAAUAAAAUAAGUUAUACAUUAUGAUCAUGUUUAAAAAAUUCGCAACCUUUUGUUGCGAUUAAUUGGAAGAGGUAGAGAAGACGAGGAAUACAUUACCCAGGUUAACCCAGAAAUCCUUGAAGAAAUCAAAAAAGCUGAAGUUGAGCACGGCAAAGCUAUCCUUGAUGCUAUUGAAGUCAAUUUGAAAGCAGAAAAGCGCCCCACAAAUCGUCAAAGAGUUACACAUCAAACUUUUAUAAGAGCAUUAUUCGUGGUUUCCCGUAUCCAGACGUUGAAAGUGAGUUCUAUUUACGAGAUGAAAGAAAUGAUAAAAACUGAGCUGGAGCCGAAUGCAAAAUGAUGCCUUGAUAAGAAAACAGUACUGAGAAUUGUAUGGAAACUUCAAAGUGUAGGAUUAAUUAGACAGAUGUGCUUUAAGAUUACACUUAAGAGGAACGAUGAAAAUGCUGUGGAGUAUUUAGGAGAUGAGUAUGAAAGUAUAGAAAGAAGCAAAAAAACAAUCAAGUUGAAUGGGACCACUGAUGCAAAAGGAAACACAGUCCUUUAUAAAGUUAUUAUUAGUCUGCCAGGGAUUCAUGAAAACGACCCUUUAGUAGUGGCAUAUCCUUUGUUGCAAAAUCCUACUAACAGAAAGCCUAUUGCAACUCCUGGCCACAAACUACCGUCACCGAUUCCGCUGCAUUCCAAAUACUUGAAGAAACUUUAUUUUGAAGAAAUAGCAAGCUUAAAAAAAUUGAAAGAAAAUGGGGAUAUUUCACUGGAAAAUUUAAAUGAGACAGUGAAUUAUUUGUAUAAAUAUAAUUUAAUCGCUCAUCUUUAAAUUGGAACAAAAAUCCUUUUCCUAUUUAAAGUAAGUUUAUUUUUUAAUCAAAAAUUACUUUAAUCGAGUCCAAUAUUUUUAUUUUUAUGUAAAAUUAAAAAAUAUUAAUCGAAUUAGUGUGAAGAUUAUUUAAAUAGUAUUCUAUUUGCACUUUGUCCAUUAAAUUAGUAUUUUCACCUAUAAAAUCCGAAUUGAAAGCAAAUUAUUCCAAUUAAAGGGUGUUAAAAAAAUAAAAUUGGAAAUUCUGCAAGGGAAGUUAGUGGACAUUGGGAAUGAAGGAGAAAAAGAAGGAGAAUUAGAAAAAAAAGAGGAAAUCAUAAAGACUGAAGAGACUGAUGCAGAGGAUGAAGAAAUUUCCCCUGAAGAGAGAAAAGCGGUGAAACUGUCAGUAUUUAUUAAAUGGGCAGAAUAUUUUCAUCAAAGAGUGACUAAACAUUACUAUGAGACUUUUUUCGAAACAACAAGAGUUUCGUCUGCUUAUUUUGCUCUUAAAAUGAUUUAUAAUGAAAAGAAAAAAGAUCCAGCUCCUCAUGAAAAUAAACUGAACUUAGCCUACACAAGCAUUAAUUUACCCUCUAUGAAUGUGGAAUAUUAUGAUAAGAUUCCUGAAAAUCUAUGGGUUAAAAAUGAAUGCACAAAAAAUCAUCAAAAAUCCCACCAAAAGCCUGAAUCUAAAGCAAAAAAUAAAGAAAAAGAAAUGAGAAUACAUGAAAGCAACCAAAAAUUUGAAGUUCAAUUAUCAGAAAUGCGACAAAAGAUUUCAGAGCUUGGCUUUCUUAAGCACUGCAGGCUACCCAAAAAGCGAAAAGGUGGAGUGCUUGAUGCAUGGUCAAGUAUGAAAUCUACCCCUCUCAAAGCCAAACAGCCUAGAUGUAAUAAUAAGAAAUAUACUUCGCUAUUAAAUGCGAUUAAUAUCAUGUUUACACAUAUAUUAAAUCCUUCAUUUCAUAUCCCUACUAAUACAGAAUUUUUAGAAGGUAAAAAUUUUAUACUAAUAAAUAAGUGAGUUAAUAGAAAAUACGCUGGAUUUAGCUUUAUUAUCGCAUUAAAAGUGUUGAUCAAAUCGAACUCUACUUUAAAAUUGAUAAAAACAAAUAAUUUUUUUCGAGCAUAAUUCUCUAUUACAGAUAAAUACACAAUCUAGCGCCAAUUUAGCUAAAUUAAUGUGUUUUAGCAGAUUUAAUCUAAAAUAGCUUAUUUAUGUAUAAGUCAUGAUAUAUCUCAUUUAAUUUAUAAUAAAGAUAUGAGCCAAGCACUAAAAUGCGAAAUAAAGUAUUUAAUAGAUCUGUAAAGAUGCUAAAAAUCGAGGAGCAAACACAUUGCAAUAUCUCUUAUAUUUAGUUUUAUCAAGAAGGGGUAUACAAAUUGCCCGGGAUGGCGCUAUUUUGCGCCAUCCUCGGGCAAUUUGUAUAGCUUGAUUAUGAGGGGAGUUGGGGAGGUUUGCUUAAUGCUGAUCAGAUGCAGCAGCCACUAUUAAGAAAGUUUUCCUAACAUUGGAAAAUAAGCCUUUAAUCUUUGCAACAGAACAAAUUAGUGCCCUGACAAAAAGACUUGAUGUGGAGCCUCCUUGCUUCAUUAGUUUUCUAGAGAUACUUGGAGCUAUCAGUGAAAACUUUGGCAGAUAUAAAGUUAACCCUCCGUGAGCUUGAGGCAUUCUUUAUAGAUUUACCAUAAUAAAAAUAUUAAUUUCACUAUCAGAAAUAUUAUAA
Molecule: messenger RNA, 3302 nt
Organism: Blepharisma stoltei
Lineage: Eukaryota; Ciliophora; Heterotrichea; Heterotrichida; Blepharismidae
Source: the annotation of a GenBank genome assembly